AUGUCGGCCAGUCCACGCCGCAGAGAACCAGCAAAUCCAGUGGCGACGGGUGCGGGUGCCGAACAGAUCAGGUCCUUCUCCGACACCGACAAGACGUCUAAAUACGAGGUGAUUAUCAUCGGAGCAGGCGUAGCUGGACUCUCGGCGGCGUAUCGAAUCCUUACGAAGCGUCCUGGGACAAAACUGCUCAUGUUGGAAGCCCGAGAAAGGGUGGGUGGGAGAGUACAUAGCGUAGACGUAGGAAACGGAUCUGUAGAUUUAGGAGCUAGCUUUAUCCACGGCGUCAAUGGGAAUCCUAUUAUGGAGUUAUCCAAGAAGCUGGGAUUCGAGGUCACUCCGAGCAGGAUGUCCAUGCGCGCAUUCAUGCCCGAUGGCUCGUUGGUGCCCCAGGAGGACAUUAUCCGAGUUGGCCCACGCAUUUUUGGCACAGUAUUCGAAUGGCUCCCUGAGAUCUCUCAGGGCGCGUCGACUGAGAAGGAUAUCCCAUCCGACGUGGAGAGCCUUGCCGACCGGGUAUUCAGCAAAGAUUCGCCAAUAUACGCUGACACCUCCGAAGACGCCAAUACGGAGAAGAAGGACGAAGUUUUCAUAGCGGAGAGUACUAUUCGCAACUUUCAAGGAUGGACUGGAGCACCCUUGGACUAUGUGAGUCUGAAAUGGUGGGGGUUCAAUAAAGACACCGAAGGUGGCGAUGGCCUGCUGGUGAAAGGCUACGGUCCUCUUAUCCAGUGGAUGAAGGAAGAGAUAGAGAGGUUGGGAGCCGUAAUACGACUUGGCGAGGUUGUGGAAAUGAUCUCGACUGACGAGGAAUCUGGCGUCGUCGUUCAGUCUCGUCACGAUAACGACACGACGAGAUAUGAAGCAGAUUACUCAGUCAUCACGCUUCCUUUGGGCGUUCUAAAGCACGACCCGCCAACUUUCGAUCCUCCUCUUCCCAUCCGAAGACAGCAGUCGAUCCAAAGACUAGGAUCUGGGUUGCUCGACAAGGUUGUACUCAUAUACGACAAGCCCUGGUGGUCGGCAGAGGAGUUGAAGGCAGGCCAGAGUCCGGCCCCGGCGGCGGACGAGGACGAGGACGAUGAAAUGGGAGACCCGAUGAUAAAUCUCCUUUUACCCUCCAAGGAUAACCCAACCCGGUUAAUGGGCCCAUCCGGUGGUGCCCCACCCAACCACAAACCGAACCUCCAUCCCGGAGCCUUUCCACCUCGCAGUGCCGAAUAUCUCCAACAGAAUCCCAACGCAUUGAUGAUUUUCGAUGUCCAUGCUCAGAAUGGAGUUUCGGCUCUGAGCAUCUUUGUCGCUGGAGAAUGGGGGGACGUAAUGGAAUGCUGCUCCGAAGAGGAAACGCGUGCAUGGGCGGAAAGCGUAGUCAAGGAUUAUUUCAAGGAACUCGUCUCGGGAGAAGUUCCUUCUCCAAGCAAAGUUCUGCGGACAACGUGGAGGGAGGACAAGUUUGCAUAUGGCAGCUACUCGUACAUCCCAGCCGGUUCGACAGCUAACAAGAACCUUGGACCAGCUUCCCCAGUAGAUCAGUUAGAGGUGUCGAGGACGUUGUGGGGUCGGCUGUAUUGGGCUGGCGAGCACACGGAGCUCAACCAAUAUGCGAGUGUUCAUGGUGCUUGGUCGAGCGGCGUCCGCGAAGGUGACAAAGUCCUUGUUCAGUUAGAGAAUAGGGAGUAG
This is a messenger RNA of Serendipita indica DSM 11827, 1680 nucleotides long. NCBI's taxonomy places the organism in Eukaryota, Fungi, Basidiomycota, Agaricomycetes, Sebacinales, Serendipitaceae. The record is from the annotation of a GenBank genome assembly.